GUGUGGAUCAGGGUGGGGUGUUGCGCAUGCACGGUGGCUUUGGCCGUGUAAAUCUCCGUCGGUGUCUGUCUGGAGCGUCCUGUCGCUUCGCCGGAACAAGAUAGAAGAGCCCGUCACCUGACCAAGUCAUCGUCCACCUUCAGAAUCUCUGCAGGAUUGUCUGGAAACCUUCGUCCAUCGCGUCCGGUUUGUUUUGUGCCGACGGCGGCGGGUGACAUUGAGCUGCGGGGCGUCGCUUCUCCAAACGCGCAUCGGGAAUCAUUACGCGUGCGGAUCUCCAGCCAUCAGCGCAGAGAUGUCCGGAUACCAGGGCAAGAAGAACAUCCCUCGCAUCACUAGUGACCGACUUCUAAUCAAAGGAGCGAAGAUAGUGAAUGAUGAUCAGUCUUUCCAUGCCGACAUCUAUAUGGAGGAUGGAGUCAUCAAGCAAAUCGGUGAAAACCUCAUAGUUCCUGGUGGUGUGAAGACCAUCGAUGCCCACGGCAGGAUGCUGAUACCCGGUGGCAUCGAUGUUCACACCCGCUUCCAGAUGCCCGACCGGGGCAUGACAGCUGCUGAUGAUUUCUACCAGGGCACACGAGCUGCUCUCGCUGGUGGCACCACUAUGAUCAUCGAUCAUGUGGUCCCAGAGCCAGGCGUGAGUCUGAUCGCUGCUUUUAACCAGUGGAGGGAGUGGGCCGAUCACAAGUCCUGCUGCGAUUACUCUCUGCAUGUGGACAUCACAGAGUGGCACAAGGGCAUGCAGGAGGAGCUGGAGGCGCUGGUCAAAGAUCACGGUGUCAACUCUUUCCUUGUCUACUUGGCGUACAAGGACAUUUUCCAGCUAAACGACUCCCAGAUGUAUGAGGUGUUCAGUGUGAUCAGGGACUUGGGAGCCAUCGCCCAGGUGCACGCAGAGAACGGAGACAUCAUUGCUGAAGAGCAGAAGAGGAUUCUGGGAUUGGGUAUCACUGGUCCAGAAGGACAUGUUCUGAGCCGCCCAGAGGAGGUGGAGGCCGAGGCUGUCAACCGGGCUGUGACCGUCGCCAAUCAGACCAACUGCCCACUUUACAUCACCAAAGUGAUGAGCAAGAGCGCUGCUGAUGUCAUCGCACAGGCCAGGAAAAAAGGUACCGUGGUGUACGGGGAGCCCAUCUCAGCCAGCCUGGGGACCGACGGCACUCACUACUGGAGCAAGAACUGGGCCAAAGCUGCAGCCUACAUCACAUCUCCACCCCUCAGCCCCGACCCCACCACCCCGGACUAUCUCAACUCCCUGCUGGCCUGUGGUGAUCUGCAGGUGACUGGCAGUGCUCACUGCACCUUCAGCACUUCCCAGAGGGCCGUGGGCAAGGAUAAUUUCACCCUCAUCCCGGAGGGAACUAACGGUACUGAGGAGAGAAUGUCCAUCAUCUGGGACAAGUGUGUGGUGACGGGAAAGAUGGAUGAAAACCAGUUUGUGGCCGUGACGAGCACCAACGCAGCCAAGAUCUUUAACCUGUACCCCCGGAAGGGCCGCAUCGCUGUGGGCUCUGAUGCCGACCUGGUGCUCUGGGACCCCGACACCACCAAAAUCAUCUCUGCUAAGAGCCACCACUUGGCGGUGGAGUACAACAUCUUCGAGGGGGUCGAGGUGCGUGGAGCUCCUCUGGUGGUGAUCAGCCAGGGCAAGAUCGUCCUGGAGGAUGCGAACCUCCACACCACUGAGGGUUCUGGACGCUACAUCAGCCGUAAACCCUUCCCAGACUACGUCUACAAGAGGAUAAAGGCCCGCAGCAGGCUUGCUGAGCUGCGUGGAGUCCCACGAGGUCUAUAUGAUGGCCCGGUGUGUGAGGUCACUGUGACACCUAAGGUCAUGACCCCUGUAACCUCCAGUAAGACUUCUCCAGUCAAACACACUCCUCAACCGGUUCGCAACCUACAUCAGUCUGGAUUCAGCCUGUCUGGGGCUCAAAUUGACGAUAACAUCCCUCGUCGUACAACUCAGCGCAUUGUGGCGCCUCCAGGUGGAAGGGCCAACAUUACCAGCCUGGGAUAAAAUCAAUCACUCAUUACAGAGAGAAAAGGAUGGGGUGGGAUGGGGGUUGAAGAAACUUGGGCUUUUCACCCGGGAAUGGUCCAGCUGUCUGGACUGCAUCCCAUCAAGCACACCUCUACUUCCUCCUACACUUCUGUCCAUCCAUCCUCCCCUAACACCCAUCCUUUUAACUCUAGUGUCACUCUAGUGAUUUUUGAGUGUUUUUCUCAGAUGAAUAAGUUUCAGGAUUACUUGGCAUAGAACUGGGAUACAGUACUUACUGGAAAGUAUGACUAAACAGCAUACUAGCAUUCUACUAAUUCUUCAGUAUGAAUAAUGUGCAUAGUGUGAGUUUUCUGUAUGCAAUGACCUACUGUACUGUGCAGUAUGAAACAGAGCAUAUUGCACUGUGUACUGUAUCCCAUAAUGCAAUGCAACUUUCCAUUUCUCGUGCAACAAAUUAACUGGAAAUAAUAACUUUUUCUUUGGUCAGACUGUCUAAAAUAGAUUUUUUUAUAUGCAGUUAGAUUAAAAUGCAAAAUAACUAUUUAUUUCUGCCUUGAUAAAUGUGUUGAAACAUGCAACGCAUGCUUGUUUUUGGCCAAGUGUUCCUGAAUCUUAUCCAGCUAACCAAGUAAUCCACUUUCAAAGAACAGGAACUACCCAGCUAACAAAAAUAUAUUCUUAGACCGUUUUGCUAAAGUUAUUUUUCGCUGAACAUUCAAAGUAUCCAGUUAAAAAGAAAAAAUGUAUUGUUUUGUUUAUGUGAACGUAAGAGAAAACAAGAAUGUUCUGUUUCAUCAUUUUGCAAACAUUAUGGAAAUGUUCUACUUUUAAAUAUUCAAAUAAUUAGUAAUUUUAAAUGUAAAAAUUCUUAAACUGAUGGUUAAAAAUGUUAGACAGAGGUGGAACUAAAAUGUUUCAGAAAAACGUUACAUGAUAAAAAAAAAAAAAUUGAGUUAACGAUUCAGAAUGUUGAGACCAGUUACCUCUGAACGUUCUAAUUAAUGUAACUGGAAGAAUAUUUGUUCGGAACUUUGAGAAAAC
Messenger RNA from Carassius gibelio (silver crucian carp), 3043 nucleotides. Its product is annotated as dihydropyrimidinase-related protein 2-like. The record is from RefSeq and is a predicted model, not a curated record. The transcript is spliced from 14 exons. Gene Ontology annotation, molecular function: hydrolase activity, acting on carbon-nitrogen (but not peptide) bonds, in cyclic amides. Gene Ontology annotation, cellular component: cytosol; cytoplasm. NCBI's taxonomy places the organism in Eukaryota, Metazoa, Chordata, Actinopteri, Cypriniformes, Cyprinidae. Bases 296 to 2017 code for a protein of 573 amino acids.